GCUGUUUGCUGACAGUCCGCUUGAAGGUCUCGGCCUGCGGGAUGGUGCCGCACGGCCAGAAGCGAGGAGGAAGGAGGUGGUCAUCCAACACGUCAGACUCAAAGCAAGCUGCCUGGAACUGUAUCUAAGUAGAAAGAAGAGAUCUUCCUCUGGAGUAGGUGUCUGGAGUGGUGGAAGGUUCGUAGACUUGUUUUGAUCUCUGGGAGGAAGCAAUCUGCUGAUCGGAAGCUCGGGGCAACGGGGUAGCAUCAGCUUUUCUAGGUGGUCACACAAUCAACACUGACAACAGGUGGAUUGGUUGGCUCGACGUCGUGGCAAAAGUUUGAUCAAGUGGACAGCUUGAUCAAACAAGGAUCUGUGGUCCCCAGUAAUGAACCUCCAGCUGACGAUUUGACUUCAGUAAAUAGACCACAUGCUACCAAUGAUUUUCGUAGCUUCAGCUCCCUAAAGCAGAAAGCACAUGCGAUCGAAUGCGGGGUUUGACAGCAGCAGGGCCAUAGCUUUGGAUUGAACAGGCACCUGGAAGCUCACAAGCGACCUGAUCUCAGAAACUUAGCGCAAUCACCCAAAAGUUGACGGCAAUUGUGGCAUUCUCAGGGGUUAGAGAGGAAGGGGCACAGUUACGCGGGCAGUUUAAUCCUUGAUAUAAUUAAGGGAGGCGGGGAUGAUCUGGCGCCCGUUCUGCUUAGUUUGCAGUCCGCUGUGAAGACGGCGUUAAGAAUGGGGGAAAUGCUCGAUGGGCUGGGGCUGUCAGGUGACGGGAUGCCUCGCCGCCACCUGAUUGGUCGGCAGCUGCUGCAGGCGGCGUCCCCAAAUGUGACAAUUGUGACAUCGUCAUCGGAGCAGAUUCCGACAUGGGUUGUGAUUACUGUAGCGGGGUCGGUGGGGGCAGUGGCGUGCAUCCUGUUGAUUGUCCUCAUUGUGGUGCUACUGAUGCAGAGACGGGGCAUGAAGGCGGGCCGGGCAGGUGCCCACUCCGGCUCUGGCCCCUCGAAGCAGCUCCUCUCAAACCCCGGCAGCAACGAGGACGUCGAGCGACAGCUGAUCCCGAAGCGAGAGAUGAUACCGAGAGAAGCGGACGGGUGGCCGUUCUGUCUGCACCCCAUCGAGCAAGUCCCGAUGACGGUCGAGAACAAGAUGCCCAAAUACAGCCUGGCGGAAGUCCGUCGCGCGACGGGGGACUUUGCGGAGGACGGGCUCCUGGGGGAGGGGCGAUACGGGGGGGUGUUUCGAGGCACGCUGGACGACGGGCGGCCGGUCGCGGUCAAGCGCAUGCGGGUUGAGCAUGUACGGGGAGAGUUGACCAAAUUUGGAAACCGCGCGGAAAAGGAGUUUUUGAGCGAGGCGGAAGUGAUCGUUCGGGUUCAUCAUCGGCACCUGCUGCCUCUGAUCGGCUAUUGCUCUACGAGGGACGAGCGGAUACUGAUUCUCAUGUACAUGGGGCGGGGAAGCCUGGAGGCGAAGCUGAGAGAUCGGCGCAACUCCUUGGACUGGGGCGCCCGAUACCGGAUUGCGGUGGGGGCGGCCAAGGGCAUCGCGUAUCUGCACGAGGACUGUCUCCCGGGGAUUCUGCACCGUGACAUCAAAACGUCCAAUAUCCUGCUUGACGAAUCCGACGAGCCGAGAGUGGCCGACUUCGGCUUCGCUCGGAGCAAGGAGUUCGGGAAGCUGUCGGGGAGCGUGCAAACACAAGUGGUCGGAACACCGGGCUAUCUCCCCAUUGAGUGCGUCCUGUUCGGACAGAACAAUAGCAUCAAAUCGGACGUGUACGCAUUCGGGGUGGUGCUUUUGGAGAUUCUUUCAGGGAAGCCGCCGGUCGAGGGGGAGGCGGGGUCCAAGAAGACGCUCGCGCACUUCGCGAAGGAGACCCACGACUACGGAGGCGGCCUCGCUGACGUCAUCGACCCCGCGCUGGGCCGCUCGUAUGACGUGGACGAGGCGGUGCGGCUGUGGCACACGGCGCUGCACUGCGUCAGCGACGACCCCAUCCGGCGGCCGCGCAUGGGCCACGUGGUGCUCAUGCUGCGCGGGAAACAGCCCGCGCUGCCGCCCUCGCCGGAAGUGCAGCGGCUCGGCAACUUCGCGCGCGCCUCCCCUCGGGACCGCAACCCGCGCAAUAUCGUCACGCCCGAGAAAGUCGACUUGUGGCCGCGCGCUGCCGAGAGCCCGCUUGCGCGCAAAUUCACACCCCCCUCCCCAGGCAACGUUCUGCGCAAUUUGCAAAGCCCGCAUUCGCGCGAGUCCAAGUCGCGCGAGUCCAGGUCGCGCGACUCGCGAUCGACGGUCGAGCAUCGACGGAUGGAUACGGACACCGAGUAUGAGAUGCGUCCCGAGAGCUCGGAGUCGCAGAAAAGGUCGACGCCGGAUUACCACCACUUUCUGUACGAAAACGAAGACGGGGAGAAAGUUGUUCUCGUCGAUGGGGUGGAUACAGGUGUGUUGACGGACGGGGCAAAGAGGAAACGGUCCCCCGGGGGAUUCAACCGGGCGGAAUACGACCCGGUUGAACAGUUUAGCGGGGAGGUUUGGAAGGACGACGAUAUGGACGGUCUAGAUAUGUCCAAGCUGAGGUGGACCCCGGGGCAGCCGUUGAUGCACUACUGGGCGGGGCCUCCCGGUGGUGACACAUUGCAAGAAGCGCGUCGUGACACGUGGCAGGGAGCCGUCCCGGCGGGAGACGCUCCGCCGAUCGGCGAACCGUGGGGGGCCGAGUCGACGAGUGACGGCGCCGGCGCGGUCGCACCGCAGAUCAGAGGGUUCGGAGAAUCUGCUGACGGGUAUUCGAAAAUAAUGGUGAAGUCGCACAGCGAGAGGUAUAGCGUCAGAACGGAGGAGGCGGGUUGGCCGGAAAUGGGGGCCGAAAGUGCGGACUGGGGCAAACGGAAACUAACCAGGUCGCUUAGUAACCCGCUUUUUGUUGGGGAAGGGGGGGGGCAUCCGCUGUUUGGGGAAGAGGACGGGGAGGGCACAAACCCGCUAUUUAUUGAGAAGGUUGCAACGCCGGAGGAUCCGUUUCUUAGCGGUAAAGGGUUUACUUACCUGGAGGUCCAGUCCCGAAGCUCGUCGCAUUCGAGCCCGUUGGAGAAUGCUUCUCCGCUUCCGAAGGUGUACUGAGUGGACAGGUGCAAGCGAAUUGCAUGCGUCAAAUAGGGAAUGGUCGAUAUGUGCAAUCUGCAGUAUUUGAUCGAAGGCACCCGUUUCUAUUCGUUCCCUUCUUUGAGUAAUUGCAGCCGAGCCUUGUACGAUUCUUUCUAAGCCUAUGUAUAGAAGCAGCUGAUUGUAGAAUAGGACUAAUUGCUGGUGGAGGCACGUUAUUUGUACAUGUUGAUGUGUUGGGGUGGUAUCGGAGUCAAGGUCAGUUGCAUUGAGGACUUGAUAGGCAGCUGUGAAGGUGAUCUGUUGAGAACUUAACGAUUGAGCAGAUCUGAUCAGUGGUCAACCUUUGUACUUGGAACUUUGUGAGACGAUCAGGGCACGAUCGAUAAAUGUCCAGAUUUUAUACUUGCG
Messenger RNA from Klebsormidium nitens, 3507 nucleotides. NCBI's taxonomy places the organism in Eukaryota, Viridiplantae, Streptophyta, Klebsormidiophyceae, Klebsormidiales, Klebsormidiaceae. The record is from the annotation of a GenBank genome assembly.